Messenger RNA from Desarmillaria tabescens, 1317 nucleotides. RefSeq lists its product as uncharacterized. The transcript is spliced from 4 exons. The record is from RefSeq and is a predicted model, not a curated record. The coding region runs from base 30 to 863 and encodes 277 amino acids. NCBI's taxonomy places the organism in Eukaryota, Fungi, Basidiomycota, Agaricomycetes, Agaricales, Physalacriaceae.
UUUACUCCAACAAACUCCAUCCAAUAUACAUGUUAUUGAGGCUUGCUGCCGCGCCAAGACUCUUUGCAUUGAAACGUCCAGGAUUCGUCUGUCGCAAUCAGUUUCGUAAUGUAUCGACCAAGCUAGGCCUUCGACAAGCUUUGCCACCGGAUUCUAGUUUUGGGCCGGAGCACACGCCGCCCCAGAAAGAUGAAAUAUCUGACCAGGAGUGGAAUUUACGGACAGGUCGUGCUAUCACUGUUCUUCAGCAGACUUUGCCAGAAUUCUUCAAGACAGGACUCAUUACAUCUAUCAAUGAUGCGACAGGACAUCUAACUUCGUCUUCUAUACACUCAGAGCAGCAGCAUAUAUACAGUCCGAAAAUACGGUUGUCGUAUACUCCACCGGUGCAGCUGCCUUCGCCCUUUCCACAGACUCUUCAUGUAGAAGGUCUUCCUCUUUACCUUGCUUCAUCGGCCUUUGUUCGACACACGCUCAAUGCGUUGUACUCUGAUCUCCAACUCACGUUGCAAAAGUUCUCCGUUGACAGUCCGCGUGCUACUGUUCCACAUAGCGAACCCUCUGGCGAAGUUCGGAAAAGUCGUGAUAAGCACCUUACUGUCUUGUUUCGUGUAAACGGAAUAGCGAGAGUUAGUGGGAGUGAGGGCGUGUGGGACGUGCACUCGACAUACACGUUUUCACCACUGUCCGGCCUGAUUCACAUCCAUUCCAUCAAUUCCAUUGAACCUUCUCCUCAUCUGGCCGUAUAUGACACGCUGAGAUCCAGUUUGGGUGGGAUGUUUGGAUGGGGAGGCAAGGCCGGACCGGCAGCAUGCCAUGAUAUCAACGAAGGCUCUGCUAAAACACAUCCAGGAUCGCAUUAGACAUUUUUUUCUUCAAUCCUGUAAUGUAUUGUAAGAUUGUUCUUAUUCUGUUUUCCCUUGCACUUAUACAUAUGCAAUAGAUACACGUUGUACCAUAAAUGUAGCCCAACUCAAACGUAUCACUUCAUCUUUGGCUUAUGUCCUUUAUGCAUAUCCUGAUCACAGGGCUAUUUGCAUCACACAGCUCCUAACUGUGUCGCAGAUGCUGCAGGUUAUUUUUACAACGCCAGUGUCGGGAAGAUCUUUGAUGUGAUGGCGACUCUCCUCACAUCGAUCACUUUGCCUGGCAUCGACGAUGUUCAAGUAUCUGAUUCGAUGUCGCCUCGUGUGCACCUUGGUUCGGCUAACUGAUUACUACGAUGACUAUGCUGAACCUGAAUCUCCUCAGUGUAUUUUUUGCUGUGCUGUACAAAGAAGACAAUUAUACCCCAAGUGCAAUACAGUCUCUGCAUCA